AUGGCGUCCUUCACCAACCUGACCUACAGCGACAGCGAACUAGCCGAAAUCAACCAAUGGCUCACGACCUCGGACCGCCUAAAAGCCAGCUCUGACCAGAAAACCCUCCUCGACACUCUCAACACGCACCUCGCAUCCCGCACCACGCUCCUCGGCGCAAAGCCCUCCAAAGCAGACGUAGCCCUCUAUCAAUCCCUCGCUCCCCACGUCGCGGCCUGGACGCCCGAGCAACGCACUGGCCAGCAGGGCCACCCCAACAUCGUGCGCCAUCUGGACUUUGUGCAGAACUCCCCGCUCUUCGGGCUAUCUGUCCCGGAGGCGGAGAAAGUGAAGGUUGAUCCCGAGGAGAUCCUCUAUGUGAAGCCGCCUGUUGAUGCCAAGGCCGAGAAGGAGCGCUUGAAGAAGGAGAAAGCUGCCGCUGCCGCUGCUGGGGGCGACCCAGCUGCAGUGGCAGAUCGCACAAAGGGGAAAGGCGUAGGCGAGAAGGUAGCGGAGAAGGUCGAGGGGGCGAAGAAUGCAGUUGUUGGUGCUGUGACCGGGCAACAACCCAAGAAGGAGAAGAAAGAAAAGGCACCCAAGCCGCAAAAAGCCCCUGCUGUGGCCGCACCGCUAUCCCCCACUCUUAUUGACUUGCGCGUCGGGCACAUCUUGAAGGCUAUCAAGCACCCUGAGGCGGAUUCUCUGUUCGUUUCUACCAUUGCCAUGGGUGAUAAGCCGGGGACGGAUGACACGACUGAGUUCGAGGGCCAGGUGUGCCGGACUGUUUGCUCGGGCCUGAACGGGCUUGUUCCGCUGGAGGAGAUGCAGGGCCGGAAGGUCAUCGUAGUGUGUAAUCUGAAGCCGGUCAAGAUGCGUGGGAUCAAAUCUUCUGCUAUGGUUUUGGCGGCGUCGCCUAGACUCAAGGAGGGAGAGGAAGACCAUCACGCAGGGCCAGUUGAGUUGGUCACUCCGCCUGCUGAUGCAAAGGCUGGCGAGAGGGUGUUCUUUGAGGGAUGGAAGGGAGAGCCGGAAGGUGUGCUGAAUCCUAAGAAGAAAGUUUGGGAGACAAUCCAACCGGGCUUCACUACUACCAGUGAUUUGGAAGUUGGUUUCGAUGCUAGUGUUGUAAAGGAGCUGAGCAAGGAGGGCGAGGCUCCAAAGACUGGAGUUGGCAAGCUUGUUACCGAGAGUGGUGGAGCUUGUAAGGUCAAGAGCUUGACAGGCGGUAUUGUCAGAUAG
Molecule: messenger RNA, 1218 nt
Organism: Lachnellula hyalina
Lineage: Eukaryota; Fungi; Ascomycota; Leotiomycetes; Helotiales; Lachnaceae
Gene: ARC1
Product: tRNA-aminoacylation cofactor
Exons: 1
Coding region: 1-1218 (405 amino acids)
Cellular component (GO): methionyl glutamyl tRNA synthetase complex
Molecular function (GO): tRNA binding
Source: RefSeq, a predicted model, not a curated record